AUGGCUAGUACAGCAAGUAGAUUAUUGAAUCCUCGAUUUCUUGAUGCUAACGAAGAGCCCAAUCAAGUAUUGUUACCUAUCAGAGGCUAUGCCAAAGAGCCAUUAUUAUCGCUCGAAGAAGCUGUUAAACCAGUUUAUGAGUUACUCGACGAUCUUGACACUAUGGUAGAUACUGCAAUGCGAAAUUCGAAAAAGUCUACAAAUAAUCUUACUACAAAUGAAUCGGCUGCUAUACAUCUGUAUACGAUGCAAUGGGAAGAUCCUAGUGUAAGUCUUUACACUUUACUUAAUAGAACACUUCGAUCAGAACGACGUGAACCUCUUCGACCAUGGUUUCGCUAUCUUAAACUUAUUCUCACAGCAUUAUAUAAAUUACCAUCAUUGAAGAGUACAGUAUGGCGAGGUGUUCAUGGUAAUCUAAGUGAUGAAUACGAUGACGAUCAUAUAUGGUGGGGAUUUAGUUCAUGUACAGAGAGUUUAGAGAUUAUGGAACAAUUUGUUGGCAAGUCAGGAGUACGAACAUUAUUUAAUAUCGAAUGUAUUAAUGGUAAAGAUAUUCGAGCUCACUCAUUUUAUAAAAAAGAACAUGAAAUUCUGCUUCUACCUGGUACAUACUUUCGUGUAAUUAGUAAAUGGAGUCCUGCAAAAGAUUUGUAUAUUAUUCAUUUACGAGAAACACCUGCACCACGUCCUUAUCUUGAACCACCUUUCGGAUCAACAACACUAAAUACACCCGUUAGUACGCCAUCACCACCAACUACUGAUACGUCGAACAUAGAAGAUUUACAAAAAUCUUCGACCAUUUCGAUGAAACCAAGAACUCAAGAAUUCGCUGUAUCAGGUACUUACAAGGAACCUAUUUGA
Molecule: messenger RNA, 864 nt
Organism: Adineta steineri
Lineage: Eukaryota; Metazoa; Rotifera; Eurotatoria; Adinetida; Adinetidae
Source: the annotation of a GenBank genome assembly